UGUUCUUUUACAGCUCAUUUUAUUGUCCAAGAAUUUACGAAAGUGGACAGGAAGUUCUUGCAUUUCCGUAUAUUUACAGUUAACAAAAAUUUGUGAACAGCACAUAGAAAAGAGUAAGUAAAAAAUGAGCGACCAGCAGUUAAACAGCCUUAUUAAGUGGCUGCAUACUUUUGAGCUCCGAGCUCCUCAUUCCUCGGCUGAAGACAUAAGCAACGGAGUCGCCUUAGCCGAGGCACUCUCUCAAAUAGCUCCGGAAUGGUUUCAUCCUGCUUGGAAUGCUAAGAUCAAGUCCGACGUGGGCUCCAACUGGAGACUCAAAGUUAGUAAUCUUAAAAAGAUCGUCGAAGCCGUGACCGAGUACUACGUGGAGUGUCUGAAUCAGCAGUUGGCUGGAUAUGUGAAGCCUGAUGCACAGAAGAUCGGGGAGCACUGCGAUAGUCACGAAUUAAAGAGGCUUUUGCAACUUGUUUUGGGUUGUGCUGUCAACUGUAACGAAAAACAGUAUUAUAUUACUCGCAUCAUGGGUUUGGAGGAAGCUGUGCAACAGGUUAUCAUGCAAAGUAUCCAAGAGUUAGAAAACAGCGUACAUGCGCCUAGACUGAGUUUAGGAGCAAGUUUGAAUUUUGAGUCGUUUGACGUGGCAGAUGGAAAUCAGCAAAGAUUACUGACGGAGCUUCAGGCAGCCAUCGAUGCCAGAGACCAAAUGGCUCAGAGAUGUCACGAACUUGAUCAACAGCUUUGUCUCAUAAUGGAGGAAAAAAAAACCCUUCAAGUUGAAAAUAAGAAGCUUGAGGGUAGGCUAGACGAGUUUGAGAGUCCAGAGGAUAUUGGUGCUCCUACCAGCCUCAAGUACUCUGGACUUAGAAAGCAAGUUGAAGCAAUGAAGGAUGAAAUGUUUAAACUUGAAACAUCGCGUGACGAUUAUAGAUUAAAAGUAGAAUUACUAGAAAAAGAAAUAUCGGAACUACAAAUGAAACAGAUGGACUUGCAAAAAGCAGCGGAUGCAGCAAACCAUUUAAAAGACGAAGUGGAUGCCUUACGCGAAACCGCUGACAAGGUUGCAAAGUACGAGCUGACAAUAGAAUCGUAUAAAAAGAAAAUGGAAGACUUCAGUGACCUUAGGCGUCAAUUAAAAAUCCUCGAGGACAAAAAUACUGAACUACUUCAGCAUAAGAUUGAUUACGAAGAGGAAGUCAAACGCGCUAAUUUACUGAAAAACCACUUUGAACUCUGUAAAAAGCAACUUGCGGAGGUACAUCACAAACUCGACGAGCAGACCAAUAAAUCUGAAAAACUUGAGUUUGACGCUAAAAAGUUGGAGGCGCAGUUGGGUGCAGUCAUACGAGAGAGAGAUCGUUUGAUCAUUGAACGCGACACGCUCAAAGAAACGAACGAGGAACUCAAGUGUACCCAGCUAAACGUUGUUGAAAACGUGACGAAUUUGAGUACAGACGAAGCGGUGAUCAAUACAGAGAUCAUUCCUCCAGCUAUCAAAGAGAAACUCAUAUUCCUACAACACGAGAACAAGAUGCUCAAGCUAAAUCAGCAGAAGGAAAGCGAAGACAAAUUGCCCUUGAAGGCUUUGCUGGAAGAGUCAGAAGAGAAGUUGGCGUAUCUGAAGAGACAGAACAGCAGAGAUUCGAGGAUACUGGAGUUGGAAAAUAAGCUGGAAGAGCUGCAGGGAAGCCAAUCUGCUGAUUCAAAGAGCGAGCAGCAGAAACUUUCACAACUGGAAGACGAGUUGCGUCGUGUACAACUCGAAUGCGAGCGUCUGAGCAUAACGAGCGAAGAACGCGAGAGCAGUUUGCAACUUCAGAAACAAAAAGUUAUCAAUCUCCAAGAGAGCCUUUCCCGAAAAGAGUGCGAGCUCGCGGCUCUCGAGGAACGCUACAAAAAGUACGUCGAGAAGGCCAAGAGCGUCAUUCGGAUUCUAGAUCCCAAGCAGCAACACCAACAACAGCAGCUACAGGGUAGUAGUGCCCAGUCACCUUCUGAGCUAGCAAUGCCUGGACGAUCGCAAUUAGAUAAAUUACGAAAAAGCUCAUCGGAUGAUAUGGAACGUUCAAACAAGGAGCAGAAGCUCAUUCACGAGAUGGAGGAGAAACUCAUGAUCUCCGCUUUUUAUCAUUAUGGAUUAACCAGGCAUCGCGAAGCUGUUGAUCAGAGAUUAGCGGCAUUGAGUUCUGGACAGGGACAGUCAUUUCUAGCGAGACAGAGACAACCCACGCCUAGGAAACUGUACACGGGCUACAACUCCAAGUGAUACGAGUCGGAGAAACGAUUGUUGGACGACGGUUGUGACUCCGACGGCGAAGUCGGUGUGUCAAGAUGAUCGUCAAAAUUACUCGAAAAAGGUUUGUUUUUUAUUCUAAGAAGAUGACCGAAAGUUGCAAUCUCACCAUGGAUGAAUGCAAAGCAAUAAUUGUUCUUGCUCACCUGCAUUUUUUUUACCGAUUUUUAUGAGCUACUCUUCAUUUGAAAGAAUUUAGAGUUGUAGAUGGUAAAAACACAUGAUUUAUGUAACUUUUCUAAAAGUUUUAUGUUCGAUUAGGUUUGUAUAAGCCUACUAUUUUAUUAAGAUGACUGUUAACACAUGGAUUAACUGAAUACCUUUUAUCUUCAACAACUACAUGAUUGAAAUACAUUACUAUGACGAUUGAACUUACAAAAAAAGUCGGAGAUACUUUGAAUAUGAUGUUUCGACAAAAGAAAUAACAGUAAGAUCUAAUAUAAUACAUUGCUGAAAUACACACAAUUCAGAGAAAAAAGUGCAGUAAACAGACAAUAGACGUUAAUUCAAGUGAAAGUGCCUAUAACAUCCAAUCAUAUACAAAUAAAUCCAUGGCCAGUUGUAAAAUUUAAGCUUCUAAUUUGAUAAUCUUGGUCAU
Copidosoma floridanum is the source of this 2888-nucleotide messenger RNA. RefSeq names its product hook microtubule tethering protein (gene hook). The record is from RefSeq and is a predicted model, not a curated record. Gene Ontology annotation, biological process: cytoskeleton-dependent intracellular transport; cytoplasmic microtubule organization. Lineage: Eukaryota; Metazoa; Arthropoda; Insecta; Hymenoptera; Encyrtidae. Gene Ontology annotation, molecular function: dynein light intermediate chain binding; microtubule binding. Gene Ontology annotation, cellular component: cytoplasm; centrosome.